This is a messenger RNA of Anopheles moucheti, 877 nucleotides long. Its product is annotated as transformer-2 protein homolog beta-like. Gene Ontology annotation, molecular function: RNA binding. The record is from RefSeq and is a predicted model, not a curated record. Gene Ontology annotation, cellular component: spliceosomal complex. Bases 88 to 708 code for a protein of 206 amino acids. The transcript is spliced from 4 exons. Lineage: Eukaryota; Metazoa; Arthropoda; Insecta; Diptera; Culicidae. Gene Ontology annotation, biological process: positive regulation of mRNA splicing, via spliceosome.
GCAAACCAUGACCAUUAGUGUCAGAACCGCGAGCAUCAUCGGAGUUCAUUCCCUAAAGAAAGAAUAAGUGCUGGACUAGCUGCUAAAAUGACCUCAUCACACCGCAGCUCGGAUUAUCGUGCAAGUCGUCGGUAUAGGGAUGAUUAUCACCGUCCUAGAAGUGUGGAGCGUCGUCAUCGAAGCCGCCGUAGCCGUUCCGAUUCAUGGGAUCGAUGUUCGCGCCGUUCAGCGUCUCGUUCUCCGCGCCGCACGUAUAGCAACCGAAAGCGGUCCCCAUCCUCGACGCGUCGCAAGAUUCGUGUCGAUUCGCCGGAACCCAGCCGAUGUUUGGGCGUUUUUGGGCUGAGCGUUUUUACGACGGAACCUUACCUCAAUCGAAUCUUCAGCAACUUUGGAACGGUCGAGAAUACGGUUGUGAUCUACGACGCCAAGACGCGAUUGUCACGAGGAUUUGGAUUUGUGUACUUCCAAACUAAGGAGGAAGCAUCAGUAGCCCGAGCGCACUGCAACGGUAUCUAUAUCCAUGGCCGACGAAUGCGAGUUGAUUAUUCCAUCACCAGUCAGCCCCAUGCUCCGACGCCGGGCAUGUAUAUGGGGAGAAAAAAUGAAAGCCGUUCCCCAUCACCACGGUAUCGUUCGCGCCCUGAACGCCAUCGUCAUCAUGUCCGAUCUCGCUCCAAUUCUGCUUCGUCGUACGAUAGUCGUUAGAUAGGACAAUCUCUCGAUCAUCCGGAACAUGAACGUUAUGGAAUUACAUGCUUCAACAGCAAGUGCCUCAAGGAAAAGAAACCCUGUGAAACAUUAUAGGAAGAUGCGUGCUAGCUGUAAUCGUUCAGAUUAUGAGAGAUUGUGAUAAAUACAUUUCCAGUAAUAUAUA